AUUAAAUUUUUUCUAUUUAUUCGAAAAGAAAUAAAUAUAAUUUAAUUAAUUUAGCCAUGUUCCACGCGGAAUGUGCAAUAAUGUCAAACACAACCAACUGGGCUUCACUUUUGCUUUCAAAAUCAACCCAUUCCACAUCUCCGAGUUUAUGACUUUUCCAAUUAUCAUAUGAUUUCCCCUUUCCCUUCCUAUAAAUCCAUUACUUGCCUUCUAAUUCUUCCUCAACUCCUCCAAGAUUCAAAUCUCUUGUUUGUUUUUACCCUUUUCGAUUCAUGGGGAAUUACGUUUCUUGUACCCUUUCCACCCAAAUCGGCGGCAAACCCUCCAAUUCUUCCACCACGACGGUGGUUUUUCCCAGCGGCGAAGUUCGGCGGUUUCAGGAACCGGUCAAGGCGGCGGAGCUGAUGUUUGAGAUGCCCAAUUUCUUCGUCGUCAAUUCUCAAUCGGUUCAUGUGGGUCGGCGAUUCUCGGCGCUGAUGGCGGAUGAGGAUCUCGAGAUGGGUAAUUCAUACGUUCUGUUUCCGAUGAAGAAGGUGAAUUCGGUGGUUUCGGUGGCGGAUAUGGGGGCCUUGUUUCUCGCCGCCGAGCGGGUAUCCGGCGGGAAGAAGCGGCGGAUUGUCGGCGGUGGGAAAGCAGAGGAAUCGGAAGCGAAGUUGAAAUUGGAUAGUGAAGAAGGGGAGGAAUUCUCGCCGGAGCCGGUCAUGGGUCAUCGAAGGUCGAUGUGCAGGUCGAGGAAGCCAUUGUUGGAGACCAUAGUGGAAGAGCCGAUGUGUUCGAGGUGAUCGGGAAAUUCAGAAAUUAAAAUGAAUUUGAUUUGUUCUUCGUUUGGCUUGGGGAUUUUCCUUUUCGAAAUUAAUGAAAAGAAAAUUCAUUCGUUGAUUGAUUUGUAUCAUACAAAAAUUAGUUCAUAUUAGUAAGCUUUAUGAACAAGCUAAUUAAAUUU
Molecule: messenger RNA, 943 nt
Organism: Cucurbita moschata (crookneck pumpkin)
Lineage: Eukaryota; Viridiplantae; Streptophyta; Magnoliopsida; Cucurbitales; Cucurbitaceae
Exons: 1
Coding region: 273-782 (169 amino acids)
Source: RefSeq, a predicted model, not a curated record